CGCGCGCUCUCUCUUUCUCUCUCUCUCUCUCUCUCUUUUUCUCUCUGUCUCGUCGUCGUUAGAGCGAGAGUGUACGCGAGAAACGCGACGACGACGACGACGACGACGACGACGAGGACGACGACGACGACGACGACGACGACGGCAACGACGACACCGACGACACCGACGACGACGACAACGACGACGACGACGACCACGGCUGGUGUGCUGGCACUGUUAGCGUGCAAGAAGUCAGUCCCACGCGCCCGCAGCGCCGCCGCCAGUCGAGCUCCAGGAGUUGUCAGUGCUAGACCGACAGAGCCAAUUUGUCGGGAAGAGAGAGAGAGGCCCUGUCAGCUCGCCGCGAAUCAUCGUCUCUCUCUCUCUCUCUCGGCUGUUGUUUUUGUUUCGCCGUUGUUUUUGCCAUCGUGCGUAGUCACGCAGCAGCCAGCCAGUCCGCAAAUCCGCCGCACCUUGUAGUAGUGCUCGUGCCCUCUCUGCAGUCGUGGGGGUGGGGCUAACGCACUCCCUCUCUCUCUCUUUCUCUCUCUUGACUGCUGCUUAUUGUGUGUCGGCGUGCGACGAUCGACGAGCAUUGUUUUUUUUUUAUUUUGUCGUCCCACGCCCGGUGUGCUAUCGUUCGGAUUGCCGUGACGAGGAUAUGCGCUGAGUGACGAGAGGUCGAAGAAACGACGAAACAGGGACGCGGAAGAGAGCUUCUUUUUGGCGCUCUGGCCCCGCGCUCUCGGCAAAACAACACGAGCAUGAUUAUGGCCUCGUCACCAUCAUGCCGUAGUAAAGCUGCUCGAUGCGCACAGCGGCUGGCGACGAUGUGACAAUAAAGUUACCUCCUGCAUCUCUGAUCUCGGGGAGCUCAGUCCGAAUCGUCCCAGCAUCAAUCCAGUGCUUCCCCUCCCGUACCACCCGCAGCCCCCAAAGUAGAAAAGAAACAAGAAAAAUCAGCAAGCAAACGAACAAAAAAGCAACUCGCGGACGAGGGAGAGAGAAAGAGAGGAACCGCAGUGCCAAAGGUCGAAAGAGCCAAGCCAAAGCAAACAAGAUAUACUGAGAGAGACUGAGUCGCGGCCAAAAAAACGCAGACUGAAUAAAGAAGAAAACAAGGCUUCCAAAAUCCAAAACAAGUAUCUAGGAGGUAAAAAAGUCAUAGUAAAAAGAUGGGUAACAAACUGUCGUGCAGUUGCGCGCCGUUGAUCAAGAAAGGAUACAGGUACGAGGACUCGCCGUGGCAGCAGAACAAUCGAGGUCGUAUGAGCGGCGUUGCUCAGGGCGAGCGCAGAGGUGACACCGGCCACUUGCUCAGGUGCGGAAGCUUAAGAGAGAGAAAGAGGUUGUGGGCGGAGGUGUUUCACGUGACAAGCGGUGCCGGCAGCGUGAAAUGGCAGCAGGUCUCGGAGGAUCUGGUGCCGGUUAACAUCACCUGCAUCCAGGAGACGCCCGAGACCAUAUUCCAUAUCACAGCGUACAACUGCCAGGUCGACAGGAUCCUCGACGUGCGACUCGUGCAGCCCGGAACCCGAAUCGGUCAAGCGUCAGAAUGCUUUGUCUACUGGAAGGACACGAUGACAAACGACACUUGGGGACUAAAUUUCACUUGUGCGAUCGAUGCCAAGCAAUUCCGAGAAUGUGUUUCUGCGGCCCGUUACCGGAACACGAGUCAGUCGCCGUCGUUCAAGAUGUCACGCAAGGCCUCGUCGUCGUACUCGCUGCGUCUGGAUCCGCUGAGCAAACAGCAGCAGCAGUUGGCGGCAGCAGCGGCGGCGGCAGCGGCGGCGGCGUCGCACUCCCAAGGGGGUGGCAGCGCCAAGGCGAAGACCCGCCGGAAGCCGCUGUCGACGCCAGCGUCGCCGAGCCGCGGGGCGGGCCGCGAGCCCCAGUGCACCUGCAUGACGCCCGAGCAGUUCAACCGACUGCGCCAGGAUCCAAGAUUCAGGACCAACACUUGCGCCUCGACGCUACCACGAAGCACAUCACGAUCGGCAGACGCAGAGAUGACCGGACGCGAGAAGAUAGCGACGGCAACGUCGAGUGCCUCGCUCUACGACGACGUGAACAAUCAGCCGGGCGGCGCGACGCCUGGUCCAAAAAUUCUCAAAAGCGGCGACUCGAUCAAGCGAAAGGACACGCAACAGCAGAACGAGACGUGCCAAACGAAUCCUAAAACCGCCAACGUGGGUAUUGGUACGGCGAACGUUGGCUCGCAGAUCGAGAUGCCAGAGGACAAAGCCACAGGACCAUCGCCGAAAAAACCCAAACAAGAGAGUUCGAUGCAUCAAAACGGCCCUGGCGACUUGAAGUCCGAAGGCACCCAAGCCGGUGGUAGCCUAGCGAGCAGGUACCACCACCGCAAAGACGGUCUUCACCACACCAAAUCAGCGGACUACACAGAGCUGGAUAUGCAGCACCACAUGUUCAACAUCAUGAACAACAAUCACGGCCAGCGCCGUAGCAAGAGCAAGAGCACUGACGACAUGCGCAUAGAGAAUCAAGCCCAUCGCCAAGUGAACGUGCACCAACAGCAAAUGGGCCUCGAUCAGCACACCCUCAAACGCAUGCUCAAGCCCGUAUCGAGUAUCGACAGUCCUGUAACCUCGCCCGAGAUGACUCGCAAGCGGCAUAACGGCCACCACGGCUAUCACUAUCACCCGAACAACAACAAUCAGCGAUACGUCAUGUCCGAGGCGGAAAACGACAAUUACGUGCACGCCGUUGCCUACAGGCAGCCCUACAACAACAAGUUCCAAAGCUCCAGGAGCGUCCACGAGAUGGACCGACAGUAUUCUGCUCACGUGCAAGCGAGCGGCAAAGCCUCGUCGGGGAAAAAGUCGAGUCGAGGCGGAUUAGCCGAUGCGGCGUCGGCGUCGGCGUCGGCGAAGAGUAAGCACCAGCUUGCAGGAGAGCAGAGGUCGCAGCAGGCUGCCAGCAGCCGCGCGGCUCCCCAUGCCUCAGCCUCCACCUCAGCGCCAAGCACGACCACCAAUCCUCCUACUCGCACAAGCACCACCUACUCAGAUACGCGCCUGCACGUGCCUGCCGCCGCUGCAAACUGCGCGUCUUAUGUGACGCCCGCUAGUGGACGAGCACGCAUGUACUUAGACUUGGAACGCGAUCGUUGCACUGCAGGUGACAUGUCGCCGCCCUCGGACAACGUCAUCUUCGACAACCAGUGCUACGCCACCACGCCCAGCUCCUCCAACGGCAACUCCGACAUGGAGCAGCCGCAGCCUCAUUGCCAGACUCGCAGGUGCAACGGCCAGCCGCAGUCCUAUCCCGCGCACCAGCCCCACCCGUCUCAGCAGCAGCAGCAGCAAGCGGCUGGCCCGCACUCGGUCUCCACUCCCGGCAGCCCCACCAGUCGGCUGCUGCUCGAGUACGAGAUGCACCUCAGGAACACCCUGGCCAAGGGCAUGGACGCCGAGAGCUACAGUUUGCACACUUUCGAGGCGCUCCUCUCGCAGAGCAUGGAGAAUCUCGGAUCCAAUGCCAGCAAAUCGUCGACUUUACCGCAAUCUUACCGUUACAUCAACGAAAGACAGAACAGCAAAGACAGCAGAGACGGCUACUACAGUGAUCGGAACGACCUAAUGCGCGAGAGAAGAGAUCGCGAGCUUGAUCGUGAUCGGGGCUACCUGAGCGAUUACAAUUACAAUUCGAGAUGCGCAAGCUGCAUCGGCGAGUCGGCGCGAGCACAAUGGUUCCGUCACUCCGACGGCUGGCAAUCGGGCAGCUCGACAUUCGGCUCAGCGGCAUCGAGUUCGGUGCCCGGCUAUAGCGGCAUGCACAAGCGCGACUCGCCCUGGGACUCGCUGCCCUCGCUACGUCACGAGGGCAGUCUCAACGAUAGCGGCUACAAGUCCAACAGGACUGACUCCUUCGAUCACCGGGGCACAUUCGAUCGCCAAGACAGCGUGAGAUCGGAUUACAUGUCGGACCGCGAGAGCAGAUAUGGAAUCGUCCAGCAAGCGUCCCUCGAAAGCACCGACUCGAGACUCUGCUAUUUGACGUCCUCCGAGAUGUCCGAUGACGAUCGAAUGUCAUUAACGACGGCAGUUAGCGAUGACGACGACGGUGAAAGCGUGAUGAACUCGCCCCACAAAGGAAAACAAACUGGCACGGCAGCAGCAUCCUUCAACUGCACUGGUGCAGUGCGCAAAGCAGGGUUUCUCAGCGUGAAGAAGUGGCUGCUACGUAAGAAGCAUCAAAUCGAGUUGGCGCGCAAACGCGGCUGGAAGGGCUAUUGGGUUUGCCUCAAGGGUACAACGCUGCUGUUUUAUCCCUGCGAGUCGCAAGAGAGUCGCGCGGUCGAGACGGCGCCCAAGCAUCUGAUCAUCGUCGAUGGUGCCAUCAUGCAGCCGAUACCCGAGCAUCCGAAACGCGACUACAUAUUCUGCCUGAGUACUGCUUUCGGCGACGCAUAUCUCUUCCAAGCUCCGUGUCAAGUGGAGCUGGAGAACUGGGUGAACAGCAUACACUCGGCUUGCGCGGCAGCGUUCGCACGGCACCGCGGCAAGACCGGCACGCUACACCUUCUGCAGGAGGAGAUAUUCCGUCUGGACAAGGCCAUCGAAUCGGACAACAAGAUGAGGCACAUGGCGGAUCUGCAGCAGUCGGUGGUGUCGGACAUCGACACCAAGCAGCAGAUCAACAAUCAAAUUGUCCAGUACGAGGAGAAUCUCGAGCGACUGCAUUGCGAGCAGUUCCGGCUCAGGUGCUACAUGGCAAGCUUGCAGAGCGGUGAGCUGCCUAAUCCGAAGAGUCUUCUGACCCACGUUUCACGAGCAACGAAGCAGACGCUCAAUCGACUUGGCGUGUUCACCGUGUCGUCGUUCCACGCGUUCAUCUGCGCGCGCAGCCCGUCCCUGCUGAACAAUCUGCUCGCCGGUCGAGGUGCCACCAAACGACGACCGUUGCUGCUUUCCAGAUCCAAUAGCGGCUCGAGUCGACGCUCACUGCAGAUCUCGAGGGACGAGGACAAGACCGUCAAAGUCAUCGUACCUGAGAAUCAGAUCGUGUCGGUUUUCCUGCGAGAUGGGAUGACUGUCGAGGAGUUCCUUGCCAGCGCCUGCAGCAGAAAAGGUUUGAACGCGAUGGAGCACUUUGUGCGUGUGAAGAAGCGACGCGACAUGGAGGAUCACAAUUACUUUGUGCCGCACAGAACCGACUUGAUUGAAACAUACCUGCACACGCACGAAGUGGUCGAGGUGUGCGCGAAAAUUCUGUAUCAAGCGGAGCUCCAACGAAAUCUGCUCGACCAGAUGUGGGGAUUCUCGGUGGAGGCCGAGCUCAUUGAAAACGCCGACCGACAGGACGAGCUUUGCUGUUACGUUAGCCGCGUCGAGGAUAAGAGCGUGGCCAUGCAUAACGGUAUAAUCAAGGGCGACGAGAUCAUGGUACUAAACGGGGCAAUAGUUAGCGAUUUGGACAUGAUGUACCUUGAGAGCGUUCUGCAAGAGGAGCAAGCCUUGUGCAUGAUGAUGCGUUCGUCGCGCACCGAGCCACCGGAUCUCAGUGGCAACAUCAGGGUCACCGAUGACAUCGAGAGUCUCGUAUGUCCACCACCUCCCAUAGAUCCACCUGUGAUCAGCGAGGAAAUGAUCUCCGGACUAAUUGUCCCAGCACCUGGAUGGUGCAAAGAAGCGACUGCAGACUCACUAGGCCACAUGGAGAGCAAGCAAGGAUCGCGUACGAACUCUUUCGAGAUCGAGAACCUACUGAAGACGGCGGAACAGGUGACGGGAAUAUGCCGCUCGCCAGGUGAGACGCGAAAGUCCAGUCCGACCGGAAGCGUGCUGAGCUCGCACUCGCAGAUGAUGACACCAAGUCGACAGCUGAGCGAUGCCGAGAAGCUGAAAAAGGUCAUCCUCGAGCUCGUCGAGACCGAGCGGACUUAUGUCAAGAAUUUGAAUAAUUUAUUGGAAAACUAUCUGGAACCUUUGAAGCGCGAGACAUUCUUGUCGAAUGCCGAGGUGAAUGCCCUGUUCGGCAACAUACAAGAAAUCGUAACGUUCCAACGGCAAUUUUUGCAAAAUCUCGAACAUGCAAUCGAAGUUGAACCAGAAUUCAAUAAGUUCGAACAUUCCAGUCAAUUUGAGAGUGUCCUGUUUUCCAUUGGAAGUGCCUUCUUAUGUUACGUAAACCACUUUAAGCUCUACAGCUCAUUCUGCGCUAGUCAUUCGAAGGCCCAAAAAGUCUUACACCCGAACGAAGGAAAUCAAGCGUUGCAAGAGUUCCUACAAGCGCGAAAUCCAAGACAGCAGCAUUCAUCGACUCUGGAGUCGUACUUGAUUAAACCUAUUCAGAGAAUAUUGAAGUAUCCGCUGCUGCUACAGCAAUUGCGAAACCUCACCGACGAGCGCAGCGCCGAACAUAAGCAUUUAGUCGAGGCGCUCAAAGGUAUGGAGAAAGUCGCCGAGCACAUUAACGAGAUGCAAAGAAUUCACGAGGAAUACGGAGCAAUAUUCGAUCAUCUAUUCCGACAGCAUCAAAAAUCUUGUAAACAGCCGAUCGACUUGAGCCCAGGUGAUCUACUUUAUUACGGAGGUGUCGAGUGGCUGAAUAUCUCCGAUUUCUUAGGAAAGAUCAAGAAGGGCUUGGAAUUACACGCAAUGUGCUUCGUCUUCAAAUCGGCUGUCGUGUUCCUUUGCAAGGAAAAGCUACGCCAGAAGAAGAAACUUAUGGGCGGCUCGUCGAAAGCAAAUCUGCAAAAGGGCAUGACGGGCGACGUGGAAAUAAUCCGCUAUCAAGUGCUGAUCCCGGUGACCGAGGUACAGGUACGCUCGAGCUCGGCCAAAGACAUGGAAUCUCACUUCCUCUGGGAGCUCAUCCAUCUGCGCAGCCAAUUGCAACGUCGCUCCGAGAAAGUCUACGUGCUGUCGAACAGCACCAACGAGUUCCGCAACUCAUUCCUCAAGACUAUCCGGCAGAUUAUCCGCGAGUCCGUGCGCAACAUGAGCAUCCCAUCCACGAGCCUUCGCACGUCGUGUAGAACGCAGGCGCUGGGUCACGGGGCAAUGACGAUUUCGCCGCGCAUGAUCACGAGCGACAGGUCGCAAAACGGAGGACCGGUGCCGGCGCUGACGCCGAUCCCGCCGAAUUUGCCGACCGGCACGUUGUCGAAGAAAGCGAUGAAGGGCCACGGCGCGACCAGUCUGCGACGCAAGUAUUCGCACUCGAAGCAACCCGUCGAUCGCGACAGUUCCGAGGACAAAGACGUCGAGGAGCAGCAGCACCACCAUCAGUAUGGACAACAGACGUUCCGCACCAGGAGCAAAACCAUCAGCGACAGCACAGGGGAGGUAAAGGUCGAAAUGGACUCCGGCACAAAGUCCGAGGGCGAGGAGGACUCGCAAGCGUACACGGGCGAGAAAAAGACGAAUCUGGGUCGCACGCCUAAUCACUUAACCUUGAGCACUACCUCAACGAUUUCCGCCGGCAGUACCGGAAGUCAAGCGAAACUCAUACAAUCCUCACAUCACCCAGAGCAUUAUCAGCCACCUGCUGUUAAAGAGCUUGGUUCACCAGUGUGGAAGCCACGAGAAUUGCCGUCGCUGGGCGAAGCGACGACGCUGCCGCGCAAGGGCAAGGCAUCGACCGGCGAGUUCGCGAACAUGAGCUCGAAGCACAGCACGUCGCGCAAAUCUCUCGCCGAGAUCAACGCCCACAACAAUCACGUCUAAGAUUUGGACUCGCCGCUGAGCACGGGAUUUCACAUAUGCAGGGCCUGCUACUGCUGCGAGCAGCAGCCGUACGCAUGCGGCACCAAUUAACCACUUAACUCGCGACCGAUCAAGGCCGUUCACCGGGCUCUCGUCGUUGAAGCAUGCCGGUUGCUGUCCGUGCUAAAUGGACGCCGAUCGACGGCUCCUCGCGCUGCGAACUCGGCAUUUCGAACUGAUCUACAAUUAUAGAAUAAUCGAUGAGAGGAAACAAGGUAAUUUUCGGAAACAACGACGACGACAACUAUGUGUACAAAUGUCACGACAAUGGCAAUACACCUGGAAAUGAUGGGUUCGCCCCGAGGAUUCGACGAUGACUUGCUCGAUGGGGGGCGUUGCCAAUGUUUUCGCUGUCUCUUUUUAUUGGCGAAAGCACGAAAUAACGCGACAAGUCACUCUUGUCCUCGCCCGAUAGACGACGACAAAAGCUUGAUUUUGUGACCUCGUUCAUUUUUCUCCGUCUUUUUCCUGCGUUAGAUCAUGCACACGGCUACACUCUUACGUUGAUCUUUCAUAACAAUUUUUUGUACCUUUUGUAUAAGAACACUUCCAUCGGUAUAACAAAGGCAGUGCCAAUUGAAGCUCGCAAGGGACUGAAAAAAUAAAUGGUUUUUUAUCAGCGCGCGUCGACCCUACAUGUCCUUCCCUUCAAUUUUUCUGAAAAUAAACACGACGCGCUUAUUUCAUCAUCUUCCUCGAAUCCUGAAUAUGCACGUUGGAAUCUCAAGCGUGACGAUAUACAAUCUUUACGGUGGUACCACAAGUCUCUUCGUCGGUCAUUUUAAGGAUUUUUAUACAGGGUGUAUUAUUAUGAAAAAGACGGAAGAGAUUUUCGCGCGCUCUAAACACGCUUCAAAGUAUACGAGUUUGCUUCGACUUUACUUUUUUUUCCUUGUUCGUACACGCGCUCGCGCGCGUGCGUCGAUUGUUCAUUCGAGUGUCGAUGAAAUUUAAGGAAUUGGAAGAAUUUUUGAUGAAAUUUUACGGAUUUUCUCAGGUAUUUUCUCAGCUCGCGCGCGUCAAAUCGAUUUCAGAGCCAAUGCAACACGAAAAUAUCGUCUUUGAACAGGAAUACGGCGAACGAAUUACUAAAAGCAAUAACUCUACCACCUAACGAUAAAAGAAUGCUCGUAAGAAUCGGAGUUGAUUAAUGAAUUCUUAUAUUAUCACGAAUGACAAGCAAAAAUAAUGAAUCAAAGCUGUAUCCAAAAGAAAAAAAAUAUCACAGUUGUGAGAUAUCUUAUACCAGCAUACAUUAAUUAGCGUAUUUACCGAAGCGCACUCGUAUAGAUAAAAAAAGGCAACAUCGAACGCCACAUGUUUAUCCGCAAAACUACGUUUAUACCUUUUACCGUAAUAAGAAAAAAAAAUGACUUUGACACUUAGUCACCCAAGUAUAUCAUUGUAUUUUUCCGGUAUCUUAAAGGGAAAUCUCGACUAGUUAUGGUAAGCACGACAUUAUAGAAAGGAAAUUCCGACGGCCACAGUAUGUGAGAGCCCCUUUAGCGCAGGCAGCAACACACAUUUACUCACAUAAAAGCAAAAAUGAAGAAAUAAUCAAUUCUGUAAAUAAUGUAAUAACAGUAAUGAAUUUCAAUGCACUUGAAAACUUGGAAGUGGUUGAAUGCGGAGUCUAGCAUUCACACGCGCGCACGCACGCACACACACACACACACGCACACGCGUGCGCACGUACACACACACACACACACACACACGCACAUACACGCAGGCACACAUACACGCAAAGGAGUUAAACGACGACGAGUAAGAAACGAGUAAGAUAUUAUAUUCUAUAUUACAAAGAUAAGUACGUAAUGUUAGCGAUUAAAAUCAAUUAAAAGAAACCAAACAAAUGCCCUUUCGUGCGCGCUUACUGCUCGUUGUUAAGUAACGUUGCGCGCGCGCGAGAGCAGUCCGAAGAGAGCGCACUCGGACGCCGUGGAAACUGAGGCAGCCGCGCGAAGGUAUUCUCCAAGCGCCGUAACACGCGCGAUUCGGCGCCGCGAGCCCUCGUCGCGAGAACGAUCGGACCGACCGAGCGCCAGUGCUCGAGAUCGAGAGGCCGAUAAAGAGUGACAGGGGAGAAAACAAACGAAACAAACAAAUAAAUGAACGCACGGAAUUUUAUUUUUAACAUUGCUUAUUGCGUAACAACGAUCCGAGACACUUGCCCUCGCGUCCGGGUCAGAUGACGAGUGAUCGCGAUCGAUGCGCGCGCGCGCGCGCCGGGCGCAAUGAAACGAUGCCGCGCACUGCGCAAAACUUGAAUCUAGUCAAAUGCGAAUGAAUGUAGUUAUGUGUGCGCGCGCGCAUGAAAGACCGGAGUGAAUGGAUUAUAAAGAAUCGCGUAACGGCGAGCCAAAUAUAGAAACAAAGUCUACUAAUGCGCUGCGGAGAGGCUGAUAUUAUACAUAUAAAAAAUAAUUCGAUAUUAUUAUGCUGAAAAAAAUACAUUGUUAAUGGAUAAUUAAUCGUUAUGGGGAAAACAAAAUAACGACGAUAAGACAAGGAGUUAUAAAAGAAAAUUUGUGUACAUUAGACGAGAGAAAGUAUCCAAAUAGAUUGAUGAUUAUCUACAACCAAAAAUAUAUUAUAUAUAAUUAUACAUAUAUAAAUAUAAAUAAUUAAAAGAAAACAAAAUAUAUAUAUACAUACUUAAAGUAACGUUGUUAUAAUUAGCGUUUUACGUACGGCAUUCUAUAAAGUCACACGAUAACAAAUCUAUAUCGAAUUGAUCGCAUCGAGUUUGCUUGAAAUAUAAAACACGCGCAAUUUUUGAAUAUCAAAUGACUUGUUUCAAUUUAUUAUUUUUCAACUUUUAACGUGAGAAGGGUUUGUCGAAUAGUUGGUUCAUUUUAUUUUUAUAUAAUUGGACGUAGAAUAUCGUAAGUAGAUCAAUAUUGCUGUGUGGCAUCGUCUGUUACGUCAGUUAUCUCAAUAAUGAAAGUAUUGAAAUAACUGACGUUUGUUUGCUGGUAGAUUUUUUAUGUUGUAUAUAAAGUAACGAUGUAAAUGGAUAAAAUAUUUUCAGUAAAAUUAAAAAUUAUACUUCUAAAUAGCUUUACUUAGAAACAAACUUGAAGUAUAUAUAAUAUUAUAUAGUCGUUUAGUAUAGCUGUUAUAUGUACGUUACUAUGUUGAAGUUUUCGUGGCAUUAAAAAAAGAUUGAUUCCGAUUCGACAGAACGUUUGUCUCACGAAUAAUUUGGUAACAAACAUGAAUUUGUCACGACAAUCACGAAUGAAUUUUGGUCGGAAGUAGUAAGAGAUGUAGAAUGCGAAAGACGUAGUUUGAAAAAAAAAUCAAUAAAAUGAAAGGUUGAAUACCGUCGUCGAUCAUUUUUACGAGCUACUCGAGCUUUAUUUUCAAGCAGUCGAUGCGAUGAAAACCGUCAUAAACAACAAUUCCAUGUCCAAACGAACUGAACGAAAAAAAAAAAAAAUUGCAAAAUGAUGAAAAAUCAACCUUAAAUGCCGUGCGUAAUGAGAAAAAAUGCAGGAAACAAAUUAGCGAGUCUUGUGAGGUUUGUAGAAGUACAGCGAGCAUCGAAAGACACAAAAAAGUGGGAAAAAAGUUAUAUAAGGAUACAUCACUCUAAGCAACCUUGAAAAAAGAUCUUAAUUGACGCAGUAUUAUUAAUGAUUACCAAUUAAUAUUUAAGAUAUAUAGAACAAAAAGGACCUGCUUCUUUGAGUAACGUUCAGUAGCGUAUGUGUUGAAAAAAAUGCUCAGGUGAAAACAUGUCAUAAGGGCAUAGACGAAGCAGCUAUAAUGACAAAAAAUUUACUAUCUUAUUAUUGUAAAAAUACAAUAGUUAUAGGUGAACGAACCGUUAUACGAGUGUCUAUUUAAACAUACUUUUAUCAUCGUUGCAUCAAUUAAGAAAUAGUUUAUAUCAAGUAAAAUACAAUACAUAAAUAGUACAGAUUUUGUCAUGAACGCUGCGUCAUCGCUCUAUGACACCGCAACGAAAUAUUAUGCACACACUAUAACGAAACACCGAAUAUAUUUCUCAAUUAUAUUUCACUCUUGUAUCUUCCUUUCAUCACCGAUACUAUACGUUGCAUAAUUAUAAUUUUGAAGAGAAGAAAAAAAUGUUUAAUUAAAGAUGUGUUAUAUAUUGAAAAAUUUUAAUCGAUACUAUUUUAUCUUGAGAAUAAAGUGAAUAUUAAUAAAGUAUUAUUCGAUAUUUUAAGCUAAAAAGAUAUGAAGAAAAAUUUAUUGUGUACUCUCAGAAAACAAAUAAUAAUAAUUAAAAUUUAUUAUAAAAAGCUGCCGUAUUACCAAAGAGAGAGAUAUCUAUCGAUAUGUCUAUAAUGGCUGAGUGAUAAUGCAUACAGAGUUAUAUUUAUUUUAUUGAAUAACAUACACUAUCAAUUAAAUUAUAUUGAACAGAUAUGGUAACAAACUUCUUGGAGCUGUGCUAAAAGAAAUGAAAAAUAAUCCUUACGUUGAAACAUAAAUAAUAUGAUACGAGUGUUCUGAUUUCGAUGUAAUAACAGGACAAAACUGGCUCGAGCUCGCGGGUGCUUUUCAAAUGUUAACAAGCUCCACGCGCGUCAGGAAUCGACUAUUAAUUCACGUCGCGAGAGAGAACUCUAAAAAUACUUAAACGAAAAAAAAAAAAUGAUAAAAAUAUAAUAAAAUAAAAAAUAAAAUAAACGCUCCACUUUUCGAAAGCCUGUCAAAUGUACUCGCACGAAUAAAGCGCGCAUCGUUCGUCGUCGAACGAUAAAUGGAACGGAGAACGAAGGAAGAGGCACGUAACGGCAGCUUGACAGGAUUCGAGCGGGGAUUACGUGUAACGUAUGCGUGCGCAUGAAAGAGGCAACAGUUACGAGUGUAAGGUUCGUUAGUGGUUAUUAUUAACAAAGUGAAGCGAUUUACGUAAGGAAAUUUAAACAAAAUAAAUAAAAUAAAUUCUUAACUAGAUGUGACAAGUACGCGAGAGAGAUCGGAGUGAAAGCGUGAUGCGAAGUGGUCUUGGUGUUAAAAACAAGCAAGUAUACUUAAAUACCUAAUUAAAGUCAUCCGGUUAUCACUUGACAGCGAAACGUUAGCAUUCACACACUCACCUAUUAUCUUAAACGAGGUAUCAAAGGGUAGAGGGAGGGGGGAUCGAUAAACAAUGCAAGUAACUUAUAAAUGAAAUUGAAAGACCUUACGUUGCUCGAACUUACUUAUUGCAUUUGUCUGUCUGUAUAAAUUUUAUUGCAUAAAUUCUGUGCAGUGUCUACGAACCUUGGAACUUGCGACAACUCUUUGGCCCUUGUGCACCUUACAAAUAGCUCUGCGAUGCUCGCUUCCAAUGAAUUAUCCAAAUGAACAAGGACGAGGAAGCCUCGCGAGUACCAAAGGUAACGGAGCACCAGCAAAAUAGUUGGCCUAGUAAACUGAAGUUUCAUGUUUUCCUUGCCCACCCAAAGUUGUAUAAGCGAUUUAUUAAAUUAUAUCGACGUCGAAUUAUGGACAUUCUUCGAUAGAAAACAAAGCAAAAGUUUUAUUGAAUAACGACGAUAAGUAAUAUUAAAUAAAAAAUAAUAAUAAUAAUAAUAAAACCAAAGUCUUUAUCGCUAACCGUUGAGAGAAAGCAAGAGAAUUAAGCGUUACGUUAAGUGACGCGAGAGAUAAGAAGCGAGCGAGUAAAGACGAUAGCAAGACAAUGGGGUGAAUAUAAACGUAAAUAAAUAGCUAACAAAGAAAGAGUGAGCGGAGAGAGCUGUGGACGAUUCUACUGCGUCGGAUAAAUAAAUUGUUUAAUCGUUCAGUUAUUUGUAAUGCGCGUGCGCUCACACAAUUGCGAGAGAACAAGUGAAUAGGACUUUAUAAUAAAUUGGCCUGCAUUAAUGCGAAUGGGGGAAAAAAUAACAAACAAAUGAAAAAAAAAACCAAAAAAAAAAAGAAAAACAAUGCAAAUUGGCGAAGACAGGGUUACCGGGAUGAAGAUACGUAAAUUGCGCGAAAAUAGUGGACGAUGUGCAAUUUCCGAUAUGCGGCGAGCGUAACGAGUCUUUCUGAUAUAGAGUCUCUUCCUUUCUUGAUUUUUCCAUUUCGUGAAAAAGCUCUUUCAGUGUGAGUAAGGGGAAUAAUGAGGUUUUGCGGAUAUCGGCAAAAACCGAAAUGAAUCCUAUAUAAUAUAAUUCACGAUUAUAAAUAAAUAUUAUAUACAUACAUGAGGAGAAAAAACAAACGAGCAGAGAAGCGAAUGUAAUUUUUUGCGUUUUUUCAUUACGUAUUAUAAAAAGAAAGAAUAAAAUGAAUCUCAGUAGUCUAAACUCUACCGAGUCUGUCUUAAUAAUUAUUGAUUAAUUAUUGUAAACGAUCAUUAAGCUGUAUUAAUUGUUAUCGCUCCUCGGUUAGAUGGAGAUGUCUGAGUGGGAGAUCCAUUUGUACAAUCAUUGCGUCAUUAAAAUAUGAUUAUUAAUUAUUGCGA
Messenger RNA from Phymastichus coffea, 14151 nucleotides. It is a transcript of the gene sif, whose product is annotated as protein still life, isoform SIF type 1. Gene Ontology annotation, molecular function: guanyl-nucleotide exchange factor activity; protein binding. Gene Ontology annotation, biological process: positive regulation of axonogenesis; small GTPase-mediated signal transduction; activation of GTPase activity. Bases 1158 to 7676 code for a protein of 2172 amino acids. Gene Ontology annotation, cellular component: synapse; membrane. NCBI's taxonomy places the organism in Eukaryota, Metazoa, Arthropoda, Insecta, Hymenoptera, Eulophidae. The transcript has 30 exons. The record is from RefSeq and is a predicted model, not a curated record.